Molecule: messenger RNA, 1683 nt
Organism: Plodia interpunctella (Indianmeal moth)
Lineage: Eukaryota; Metazoa; Arthropoda; Insecta; Lepidoptera; Pyralidae
Gene: Osi11
Exons: 1
Coding region: 104-877 (257 amino acids)
Cellular component (GO): membrane
Source: RefSeq, a predicted model, not a curated record
UAAAUGCCAGUGCUCAUGUAUUUUCUGCACAUUUCAAUAGGCGCAACGGCUUUGACUGGACAUUCGUCCAGCGUUUGAUAAGCAUCCGCGGGUUUUUGUCACCAUGCAGUGCCGCGGACAAACAGUCUUCUUGUGUUUAAGUGUUCUUCUUUCUCUUACUUCUGCUGAUACUCUCGGAGCAGGGCUCAAACUUCUUGGAAGGGUGUACGACAACUGUGAAAGGUCACAGGAGAUCGUCAAGUGUUUCAAGGUCAAUGCCGCCAAAAUCAUCGACCGAGCUGCCAGAAUGGACGCCCUUCCGAUCUUGGAAGGAAUAUCAUUAGUUCGAAGACCGGACAUAGGAAGAGCAUUUCCAUCUUCACUUCCUGAAGGCGACUUGAACACACUGCCGUCGGAACAAGUAGAUAAAUAUCUUAAUUUGGCAACUACAAAACUAAUGCAGACACAUCGCGUCGUGCUAACUCCAACAACUGUAGGCGAAGAUGUAGCAAGAUCAAUGAGUGAGGCGAGAGGCAAACUGAAGAAGAUGAUUGGACCUAUCCUAGCUGGUGUUGCUAUCAAAGGAGGAUUCUUGGCAAUCGCCUUCCAGGCCAUAGCCUUGAUUGCUGGCAAAGCCCUGCUCAUUGGCAAGAUAGCAUUACUUUUAUCUGCAAUCAUCGGUCUGAAGAAGCUCGUAUCUGGCGGAGAAUCUCAUGAGAAGACUACGUAUGAAAUAGUGAAGCAUCCGCAGGUGUCUCAGAGUCAUACUUAUUCGUCUUCCCACUACGGAGGUGACUUUGAUGCUACUGGUCCAGGUGGACACUACAGAAGGAGCGUUGAAGAUGAAGCUGCAGCACAGGAUAGGGCCUACAGAGCCUAUGCCGCUAAGCAGCAGUAAAAAGAGACAAUAUUGAAAAAAAUGGCUUACGACUCUUAACAAAUAAUAACGACAACGGGCAUUUAAACAAUACUCAACGUAUUUUGGCCCUUUUGCUGUAGCAAAUAGGAGGCAAAUAUUUAAAUUAUUUAUUGUAAUGCAAAAACGACACUAGAGGAGAUUAUAUAAAAGAUAACUAUUUAUUCGCUAGUACGUAUGACGUAGACUACGCCGAAAUGUAUCCAAAUAUUUAAUGGCAUGAUUAUGUUGAUAUAAUAAUUAAAUUACAUAUCGCAUAAUGUAAAUAACAGCGUAUGUAAUAAGUAUUAAUCGUAUAAUCUUUCGCACCAUAUUUAUCUUUGUAUUCAUAAUGCAGAUUAUUGACAUAACAAUUAUUAAUAAUAACACAUAAUGAUGGUAUAAUAUUUGUAAGUAGGGUAGUCGACGGGUACUAUGCAUUUCUGUUCUAAACGUUCAGUUGUCCAAUUUUGUAAAAAUAGUAUUAAGAAUAUAUGUUAAAAUGAUUAGGAUAUUUAAUUAUGUUUGUUAAGGUGCUGCUUUAGUAUAAGUAGAAAUAUUCCAUUUCAUCUCGUAAUCGAUAAUAAUAAGGUGGUCACGCGAGUACCUUUAAUGAAUUAUAUUUAUUACAAAAUGUUAUAUGAUUUAUAUAAUAUAAUAAUAGCAUAAUAGUCUAAUUAUAUGUUGAUGGAAGAUAUUCUUGGUGAGAUAAUGGGUGGAAUGAAAAUAAUUUACAGUUCUGUCUUGUUUUAUUUCCGGGACCGGCGUGAGUGGUUGCCAUGGCUCAAAUAAAACUAUUGUUACAUGAA